AUGGCCAUGGCCGGGGCACACGCGGGGCUUUGCAGGGUCGUGUUCACCUCCCACCUACCCUGGUGGGGAUCCGGGGCUCCAUGGCCGCCGGGUCGCAUCCUGCCUCGUGCCUGGGAGCGGUGCCAAGCACCGAGUGGCGGAGGAGUCAGCAGGAGCGCGGGGCAGGGGCAGCCCGUCGGUGUGCGGGAGGAACGCGGGGCGGGAGGCCUGGACGUGCCCCUCGCAAGGAGAGGAAUGGAGACCCCGCUCCGUGAGCAGCCCGAGACUGGGAACCAGUGUCUGGAAGACGCUUCGCUGCGGAGCUACCUGCAGGCACACCUCCCUUCACAGGUACUGCAGGAGGUGGAGGGGGACCCGGAGAGAUUCGGGAACCUGAAGCCGCCGGUGCUCCGGCAGUAUGAUGCCUGGGGACGGUGUGUGGAUCACAUCACCACCUGCUCAGCCUGGAGGAGGAUGAAGCAGAUUGCAGCAGAAGAGGGGCUGGUUGCUGAGGCCUGUGAGAGAAGAUAUUCCAACUAUAGCCGCCUGCAUCAGGCUGCCAAACUCUACUUGUUCUCAAGCUCCUCUGGAGGAUUCAACUGUCCACUGGCCAUGACGGAUGGGGCAGCCAAAGUCAUUGAGUCUCUGGGUAUUCCUGGAUCUCUGAGAAAGGCUUUUGGCCAUCUGACAUCCCGCGACCAGCAGUUCUGGACCUCUGGCCAGUGGAUGACGGAGCGCAGGGGAGGCUCUGAUGUUGCUAAUCCAUACUCCACCUUGAUCACAAGAGGUGACUUACAAGAGCAGCCAGAUGGAACGUAUCGUCUCUACGGUUUCAAAUGGUUCACAUCUGCAGCUGAUUCUGAUGUGACACUUACCCUGGCCAGGGAAGUGGAUACUGAAGGCCAGGGUUCCGGUGGCCUGUCCCUGUUCUUCCUCAAGGCUCGAGAUGAGGAGGGGAAGCUCAACAACAUCCAAGUGCAGAGGCUGAAGGACAAGUCAGGCAUGUGGCAGAUGGCAACAGCAGAGCUGUGGCUGGAUGGAGCUAAAGCAGAGCUAAUCUCUGCAGAGGGCUGAGGAGUGGCCUCCAUCUCCAACAUGCUGAACAUAACUCGGAUCCACAACGUCAUCGGUGCAGUAGCUUCCACGAGAAGGAUGCUCAGUCUGAGCAGGGGGUGUGCCCGCAGGAGGGUUGCCCUUGGGAAGCUCCUCAAGGACCAUCCCCUACACAUACAGAGGCUAGCACGGAUGGAGGUGCAGACACGAGGGGCAUUCCUGCUCCUUAUGGACAUCGUUCGUCUGCUUGGACUCGCAGAAACCAACAUGGCAAGUGAGCAAGACCAGCUCCUCCUGAGAGUGCUGGUACCAGCUGCCAAACUGUACACUGGGAAGCAGGCUUCUGCUGUGGUUAUUGAGGCAGUGGAGAGUUUUGGAGGACGAGGUUACACGGAGGAUGCAGGCUUGCCCAUAGGCCGUGAUGCUCUGGUGCUGUCCACAUGGGAGGGAACAACGAGCAUCCUGUCCCUCGAUGUGCUGCGAUCCCUCAGCAAGAGCCAAGGGCAGGCGCUGGCCGCGUUCCUCUCCUCAGUGCAGAGAAAACUGGAUCUGGCUUUGAGCACCGGGGGCCUGGAGCCCGCUGUGGGGCAGACACGGGCUGCACUGGGGAGACGGGAGCAGUUCCUGCGAGCAGCUGGUCCCAAGGAGGCACUGCCCAUGGAGCUGGCAGCAAGAGACUUCUCCUACACCCUGGUGAGGAUGUACACAGGUGCUCUGCUUCCACAGGGGCACGCAGCUCGGCCUGAUGCUUCCUCCACAGACAUCCCCGCUGCUCGAAGGCGGUGCAGGCAGGAGCUGUGUCCCAUGGCCGUGGAGCUGGACAAUGGCAGCUAUGAGGUGGAGGCCGUGCUGGUGGACGCAGCGCUGGUGGACGGGGGCAGCCCUGCCUGCAGCAGCCGGCUCUGA
Messenger RNA from Pezoporus flaviventris, 1938 nucleotides. Its product is annotated as acyl-CoA dehydrogenase family member 11-like. The record is from RefSeq and is a predicted model, not a curated record. Gene Ontology annotation, molecular function: oxidoreductase activity, acting on the CH-CH group of donors. Lineage: Eukaryota; Metazoa; Chordata; Aves; Psittaciformes; Psittacidae.